Kwoniella botswanensis is the source of this 2088-nucleotide messenger RNA. RefSeq lists its product as uncharacterized. The transcript is spliced from 15 exons. The coding region runs from base 1 to 2088 and encodes 695 amino acids. The record is from RefSeq and is a predicted model, not a curated record. NCBI's taxonomy places the organism in Eukaryota, Fungi, Basidiomycota, Tremellomycetes, Tremellales, Cryptococcaceae.
AUGGGUAGCGAAUAUGUCGAUGAUCAUUAUUUCAUCGACAAACGUGGUCGAUCACCUUCCCAGCGAAUGUGGGAUAAGACUUCGACUCUUGGGAAGAUAAUAUACUUCAUCUAUAUCAUACCCUUGUUCGCUAUUCUCAUUUCUUUGGCUUUAUUGUUAAGUCCAUUUUACUUGUUUAUCAGAAGGACCAGACCUUUAUUACCUUCCACAUCUUUACCUGAUCCAUCGACUAAGUACAUUGACAAGACGACGGGGAAGAAGAGAUAUUCGAAAUACGAAUGGUUCGGAGAGGAUAAAGAAUUUCCUCUGUAUACUUUAUUCGUUCCACUGGGCAAAGGUCCAGGAUUACAUAGAAGGACAUGGGAGAUGUUCAAUUAUUUCAUAGAGAGCUAUAAGAUGGUGUUAAAGCAGGGUUUACAAGUUGGUGGUUGUUUGACGGCUAUUAUUGUGGGGUACAUGCAGGUCAGAAUGAUGAUUCAUGAUUUGAAUGAUCCGACGGUAGUCGACUAUAGUCAGGAAAUGCCUUUGACCAACUACGAUCCAGCCGAGAGACUCCGUACGGACUCAGAAUGCGCAUAUGGUGUAGGAACGGGUAUGGCAAAUUGGGCAAAUGGUAAAGAACCUCUGGCUUGGUAUACCUUAUAUCAUAUCUUCAUCUUAAUAUUGUGUAUUUGCCUCUUUGGUGAUGAGUUGCUCAAUGUGCGUUUCGGAUGUUUCGCUCCGCAGUGGUUUAGAGCAGGAAAUGGAUAUACAAUCAUGUUCUUGGCAGCUGCCACUUUAAGUACCAGUCCAAAUUGGGACUAUCCAGAAACCGUUCAAUUCCGAUAUCUGAUCCUGGUGAUAACAUUCAUUUUCGGUCUCUACAACGUCCUCCGUACACUUAUUACCUCUAUUGGAUGUUCUACCUCAGGAUAUAAACAUCUUGAUUACCGUGUAGGUCGUAAACCCCUAAGGUUCUGGACGGAUAGUGAAUGGCAAGACGAAUAUUAUCGAAUGAAUUUCAUUCAACCUGGUAAACAUGAGAGAUAUUUUUGGACCGAGCAUCUUCAAGCUAAAAUUGGUGAUUGGGAUUUCCCCUUGGAAAGAAGAUCAAGAGAAGAUAUAAGAGCGCAGAUUGCUCAUCAGAAGAAGAUGGAUCCGAAGUAUGAUGAUGGAAGGAUACAGAAGGUCUGGCAGAAGAGUGGGGAGGAUUUGGAGAAUCAAAGAGGAAGAUUAAGUAGAGUAGUUAUACAUGGCGGACCCAAAAAGAUGCACGAUAACUUCAAAAGAGAAUUAGAAGAGAUGAAGAGAAUACACGUACCUCCCAACGAUCCCGAUAAUCCACCUGACGAAGAGAUGGAAAAAGAAAUUAUCAAAGCUUUAGAUAAGGAUAAAGGUUACUUCGGGAUUGCAAAUUGGAAACCCCGUACAAAAUCAUUCGGUUGGUGGUGGUUUGACGUCCGAAGAGGAUACUAUAUGAUAUGCGCAUUUGGAUUGUUCUUCUUGAGGAUCGGCAUAUGCUGUUUUGAUCUCGCAGCGGGUACUUUCUACCAAUAUCUCGAGGAAUACAAUCAAGCUUCAGACCAAUGGAAGAUCAAUGGCGGACCUUCUAACGAUACUUGUCAAUAUUACAAGGGUAGCUCGGUUCCUAUCUUUAUCCUCCCAGGAGGGAAUGCUUAUUCAGGAGUGAUUGCGAUGUAUAUCUGGGUAGGGGUAUGGAAUACCUUCCUUCUAGGAAUGUGUUUGGCUAUUUUCAUGGUGGCUAUCUCCAAUAAUAUGUGGUGGGGUAUGCACAUAGGUUUCUUACCUAUUACACUUAUCGGUCCAAGGAUGACUUCGAUGAGUUUAGGUAUUACAUUGGGAUUUGUGGCUUUGGCAACUCUCCAACAAGGUUUUUACUUCCACAACGACGCCGGUAUUAUAUUCACCAAGAUUGUAUGCUACGCUUCGAUAGCCGGAGCGGUACUUUCCAUAUACCCUAAUGAACCUCUAAGACCUAAUUUUACGAGGGAUCCAUUCUGGCCAUGGACAUCAAGGUUCGCUUUUAGACGUAUGGAUCGCAAGAAAUGGCAUUAUGAGAAUAAGGAUAUGCAAGAUAUGGGUCAGUAG